Elephantulus edwardii (Cape elephant shrew) is the source of this 1449-nucleotide messenger RNA. RefSeq names its product outer dense fiber protein 2-like. Gene Ontology annotation, cellular component: centrosome. Lineage: Eukaryota; Metazoa; Chordata; Mammalia; Macroscelidea; Macroscelididae. The transcript is spliced from 2 exons. The annotation marks the transcript as partial. Gene Ontology annotation, biological process: regulation of cilium assembly. The record is from RefSeq and is a predicted model, not a curated record.
GUCAUGAAAAGGCAUCAUGCUUGUGAGAGAGUCAGUGAAAAGAAAGAAUUUAAUNNGCUCCAGAAGAAACACCUCCAGCAGGAGAAGGAGUGUCUCAUGUCCAAGCUGGUGGAGGCCGAAAUGGAUGGAGCUGCAGCUGCCAAGCAGGUCAUGGCCUUGAAGGACACCAUCGGGAAGCUGAAAACGGAGAAACAAAUUACUUGCACGGACAUCAACACCCUAACAAGACAGAAGGAACUCCUCCUGCAGAAGCUGAGCACAUUUGAGGAGACCAACCGCACUCUCCGAGACCUGCUAAGGGAACAGCAUAGCAAAGAGGAUUCUGAAAGGCUGGUGGAGCAACAAGGAGCACUGCUAAAACGGCUGGCAGAGGCAGACUCCGAGAAAGCGCGCCUGCUGUUACUACUGCAAGACAAGGACAAAGAGGUCGAAGAACUACUCCAGGAAAUUCAGUGUGAGAAGGCUCAAGCAAAGACAGCAUCUGAGCUUUCUAAAUCCAUGGAGUCCAUGCGUGGGCAUUUACAGGCUCAACUUCGAUGUAAAGAGGCCGAGAACAGUCGCUUAUGCAUGCAGAUCAAGAACCUGGAACACAGUGGAAACCAGCACAAGGCAGAAGUAGAGGCCAUCAUGGAGCAGCUGAAGGAACUGAAGCAGAAGGGAGAUCGAGACAAAGAGACCUUGAAAAAGGCCAUCCGAGCCCAGAAGGAGCGAGCUGAGAAGAGUGAGGAGUAUGCUGAGCACCUGCACGUGCAGCUUGCUGACAAGGAUCUUUAUGUUGCCGAGGCUUUGUCCACUCUGGAAUCAUGGAGGAGCCGCUACAAUCAAGUUGUGAAAGAUAAGGGUGACCUUGAGCUGGAAAUUAUUGUCCUAAAUGACCGGGUAACAGAUCUGGUGAAUCAACAACAGACCUUGGAGGAAAAGAUGAGGGAAGACCGGGACAGCCUCGUGGAGAGACUCCACCGUCAGACUGCUGAAUAUUCUGUGUUCAAGCUCGAAAAUGAGAGGCUGAAGGCUAGCUUUGCCCCAAUGGAGGACAAACUCAGUCAGGCACAUCUGGAGGUCCAACAGCUGAAGGCAUCUGCCAAGAACUAUGAGGGAAUGAUUGACAACUAUAAGAGUCAGGUAAUAAAGACUAGAUUGGAGGCAGAUGAAGUGGCUGCCCAGCUCGAACGCUGUGACAAAGGGAACAAGAUCCAGAAGGAUGAGAUGAACAAAGAAAUUGAAGCGGCACGUCGGCAGUUCCAGUCCCAGUUGGCUGACCUGCAGCAGUUACCUGAUAUCCUCAAGAUUACAGAGGCUAAGCUAGCCGAGUGCCAAGAUCAGUUGCAGGGAUGCGAGAGGAAGAACAUUGACCUCACAGCCAUCAUAUCAGACCUGCGCAGCGGGGUAAGGGACUGGCAGAAAGGGUCCCACGAACUGGCCCAAGCAGGGGCCCGCAUACCAAGAUGA